UGCUUUCCUCCACCUCCUCCCCUCGCUGAUCUGUCCCUGUCUGAUGACGUAGCCUAGUCGGUGUUUACCAUAGCGGCUAUCUGUUAGCUAAUUGAAAGAAAAUGUGGGUUUUAUAGCUGCGAGAACAGUCAUAGUUUCCGUAAAAAGUCAAAAUAUUUCUUUCAGAAUGAACAAUAGAACAUCGUAUUUUUAUGACCCAGACGUGGGCAACUUUCAUUAUGGUGCUGGCCACCCCAUGAAGCCCCACCGUUUGUCUCUGACUCACAGUCUGGUGUUGCACUAUGGACUCUACAAGAAAAUGAUGGUGUUCAAGCCAUACAAAGCAUCUCAGCACGACAUGUGUCGGUUCCACUCUGAAGACUACAUCGACUUCCUACAGAAGGUCAGCCCCAAUAACAUGCAGGGCUUCACCAAGAGCCUCAACACAUUCAAUGUUGGAGAUGACUGUCCUGUGUUUCCAGGUCUUUUUGAGUUUUGCUCCAGAUACACAGGAGCCUCCUUACAGGGAGCUACGCAGCUCAACCACAAGAUCUGUGACAUUGCCAUCAACUGGGCUGGAGGUUUGCAUCAUGCCAAGAAAUUUGAGGCAUCCGGGUUUUGUUACGUCAAUGACAUAGUCAUCAGUAUACUGGAGCUGCUCAAAUACCACCCUAGGGUUCUGUACAUCGACAUAGACAUUCACCACGGUGACGGCGUACAGGAAGCCUUUUACCUGACUGACCGCGUCAUGACUGUGUCCUUCCACAAAUACGGGAACUACUUUUUUCCAGGAACAGGUGACAUGUAUGAGGUCGGAGCAGAGAGCGGCCGGUACUACUGCCUCAACGUUCCCCUCAGAGACGGCAUCGAUGACCAGAGCUACAGGCAGCUGUUCCAGCCGGUUAUUAAACAGGUGGUGGAUUUCUACCAGCCGACCUGCAUCGUUCUACAGUGUGGAGCAGAUUCUCUGGGCUGCGACAGACUGGGCUGCUUCAAUCUCAGUAUACGUGGACAUGGCGAGUGUGUGGAGUUUGUUAAGAGUUUUAAGAUUCCUCUGUUGGUGCUGGGAGGCGGAGGAUACACGGUGAGGAACGUGGCUCGCUGCUGGACCUUUGAGACGUCUCUGUUAUUGGAUGAAUCCAUCAGUGAUGAGCUGCCUUACAGCGAGUAUUUUGAGUACUUUGCUCCAGACUUCACGCUGCACCCUGAUGUCAGCACCAGGAUAGAAAACCAGAACUCCAGACAGUACUUGGAGCAGAUCCGCCAGACGGUGUUCGAGAACUUGAAGAUGUUGAACCACGCGCCCAGCGUCCAGAUCCACGACGUCCCCUCCGACAUGCUGAGCUACGAACGCACCGACGAGCCCGACCCCGACGAGAGGGGGGGCGAGGAAAACUACACCAGGCCGGAGGCAGCCAACGAGUUCUACGACGGUGACCACGACAACGACAAAGAGAGCGAUGUCGAAAUUUGACCCAAGAGGGGGCAUUCUGUCUGCGUCAGCUGCAGUCUGCAAACAUCACGCCAUCACUGCAGAUUGAACAGAAACGACAACAUUUCUGACUGAAAAAGACUCUCAAGCUCUGCUCUUUUAUUCCUCCGUAGGUUCUCUUUCUAAAAAAAAUUUUUUUUUUAAAUCCUCGAGCAGCCGUAACUCAGAAACGGACGUUAGCUCCGGAGCCUCGUAGAUAAUGCCACUCAGCACACCUCCACACACAACUGUAUUCCCGUUUCCCUUCUGGGUGGUCCAAACUUGUAACAGACAGACAGGGCGAGCCCAAAUGACUCCAAUACUGCCAGACACUGCAACAUACGUCCAGUGUAAUAUAAUAGAUUACAGGAUAUGAUUAUCCGUCUUGUUUUUGAAUUUACAAACAGUGUUCAGGGCACAGGUGUUGUGCACAUGAACAGUCAAACAUCUAGAUUUAUUUUUUUUUUUUACAUUUUUUUCCUCCACUUGUAAUCUUGUUUAUGUUAUCGUAGUAAUGAAAUGUAUUUGACUUUUUGAAAGAGGAGAAUGCCAUCAAAUAUUUUAAAUGAGUAGAACUUGUAAGCAACAAUUUGUUUGGAUUUGGAUAUUGUUUUGAGCAUCCCAAAUGUUUAACCCCUGAGAGUAAAGAGCAGCUAGUUUGGAGCCCUGUGUGACAGAAUUCGGUGUAUUUGUGAAGCCACUCAUUGAAAAACAAAAAACAAAACAGCUUCUCACCAGGUGUCAUGAAAAAGAAAUAAGGAGUUAUUUCAUCUUUCAAGACACGUGAGAAUCUGUUCGAGUGCCUGCUACGAUACAUUAGUCACACAUUAGCCAGUCCAGAUGUUUAAAACCACGCCUCAACUGUUGAAGACAGAAUCUCAAAAGGUACAAAUUAUUACAACCGCCAUCUAAGUUCAACACUUUUCUUAUUUUUUACAGUAGCUGUUAGAAUGUUUUUUUUUUUUUUUUUUUUUUUAAUCCUAGCAUUAUUCACGUGCCUUACAGCUCUGAAAAGGCAAGCACUGUUGUAGAGCUGGGCACUUUGACAUCAUUGAUUUUGGAUUUCUACAAGGGAACAUCUGUAAAUGAGGCAACUGGGCUUGAGCCGAUCCAAACGGGAAUUAUUCUCCUGUCUUUUCAUUCCUUUUUCUUCUCUCAUCUGGAUUCUCUGCUCAUUACCGUGUAUAUAUACACAUAAAUGUGAGUGUGUAUGUGUGUAACGUAGAAGACGACAACUGUGCUGAUGAGGCUGGUAGUGAAAUGUUUUGUACUGAAGCAGGCGUGUGGUUCACUGAUGAGAUGUGAGAGUGCUGGUCCGUCACUGUGCUCAUUACAGAUGUACAUCACUAGAACCGUCUGAAGCCACUGUAGAGUUACAUUCUACCAUAUGCCACCUCCAGUCCUAUUUUAGCCAACAACUAGUUUUGUGAUUUUUGAUAUUGUCUUUUGUUUUUAAUAAAAGGUUGAAUUGAA
Molecule: messenger RNA, 2923 nt
Organism: Sander lucioperca (pikeperch)
Lineage: Eukaryota; Metazoa; Chordata; Actinopteri; Perciformes; Percidae
Gene: hdac3
Product: histone deacetylase 3
Exons: 16
Coding region: 167-1453 (428 amino acids)
Molecular function (GO): histone deacetylase activity
Source: RefSeq, a predicted model, not a curated record